Messenger RNA from Meyerozyma guilliermondii ATCC 6260, 2253 nucleotides. RefSeq lists its product as uncharacterized. The transcript has a single exon. The record is from RefSeq and is a predicted model, not a curated record. Lineage: Eukaryota; Fungi; Ascomycota; Pichiomycetes; Serinales; Debaryomycetaceae. The coding region runs from base 1 to 2253 and encodes 750 amino acids. Gene Ontology annotation, biological process: regulation of DNA-templated transcription; DNA-templated transcription. Gene Ontology annotation, molecular function: DNA-binding transcription factor activity, RNA polymerase II-specific; zinc ion binding; DNA binding.
AUGUCAGUGAGCGUCGCUCCCCAAAAUUACCUGUCUAAGGACAUGAAGGUGCUUUCUAAUGGAAAGAUCAUGAAGGUGCAAAAGGCCCGCCAAAGAAAAAUCCUCAGCUGUGUUUACUGCCAUCUGAAAAAAGUCAAGUGCUCGCGCCAACAUCCAAUGUGUGAUAACUGCAAUAAACUUGGAAUCGAAUGCAAUUAUUUCGUCAACGAGCGGGUCUCGCGAGGCGGAAAACGGUCCAGUAAAAGUCAUCUCGACGUUAAUGAUCUUGAAAUGAAACCUUCGAAUUCUCAAAAUUCCAACAACCUCACAUCGUCGCCGCAAAUGAGGCAGGAGUCGGUGUCUCUGAGCUCUGAUUUGACCAGCUCGGCUUCACCAAUGUCGGCUCACCAGCAGUUGUCUAGCAUAGAAAGUACCAGCAGUACUUCUCACGAUGAAGAAGAGGGAAACAAACCAAAAAAUGAGCCGAAUGGUCCGCAAUCUCUGAUAGUACCCGAACUAGCAAUGAACUAUUUGGGGUUGUCGAUGCAAUCUCCUCAUGGAGCGUUGCAGUCGCCCCAGAGUACACAGAACAACCAGGCCGCAAACAGUUUACUUCAGACUCCAAUCCUUAACAACUUGAACAAUAUCACCAACAACUACUUCAACACCAACUACUCCAAUACUGGCCAUAAUCCAACCAAUGAUGAACUGUACUACUUCAACUUGUCAUCUUUCACGUUUGCCAACCCGGCAGAGCAAAUGGUAAACCAACAAAACUCCCAUAUCAUGUCCCCUCAAGUUCACAGUCCUCAACACGAAUCUCCUUCAUUCAAUUUUAAGCAACAAACAAAUUUCGAAAAUGUCGAACAAACUUCCACCGUCACCAAUUUUCUCGAUAGUAACCCACAAUCGUUUACAAACCCAAUGCCUGCUUCCAACGCUCCUACCCCAGGUAUCCCCAAUCCGGGAUUAGCCACCCAGUUGGCAGGUUACCCAUCCAAUCCAGCUACCACCAAAAACUAUUUAUAUGGUACCAAUACCUACUAUGAAAACGAAAACUUGCUUGAUGACCUUAUUAAACAUUUACCUCCCACAAAGGAACGUUCAUACGAAUUGAUUAAUCGUUACGUUACUUCCGUUCAUAUUCUUCUUCCAGUUAUGGUAAAUUUGUCGGACUUUGUUAAAGAACAUGACAUUUAUUGGGAACAUCAUAAUCCCUAUGCAACCCAGUCUCGGACCUCUUCCGUUUCUGCCACUGCCAAUGACCGCCCUUCUCCCACCAACUCCCAGUCUUCUUCCGAAGGUGAGGACUUCAACAAGUUGCAAUUUUACACCCUUUACUUUUCUGUAUUAUAUGCUGCAACGAUCUCCGAAUUCGAAGAAUAUGACAAUUUGCUAUUGAAUCAAGAUAUCGACAAAUACUUGAAGGCUUUCAACAAAAUUUGCCAAUACUACAAUUAUCCUCAUGGAAUCAAAAAGGUGCCUUUGCUUUUGGGAAAUGUCAUCAUUCAGUCCACAUCUCCUAACCCCUCAACGAUGGAAAUGUCUCAGAUCAUAAGAUACGCCAAGUUCUUGCAGUUUCAUAAAGACCCCAUAUUCAGUCUCCGAAUCAGCGAUUGGGAGGUCAUCAAGUUCAGACGUAUGCUUUGGUGGGUAAUAUUUGGACUUGACGCUCUCACGAGUCACAAUUUUUGCUUGCCUCCAGUUUGUCGCUUCGAUGAUUUUAACGUCUUGAUGCCAGAUGAAGAGGAACCUAUUUUCAAAGAGAACGGGCAGUUGAAAGAAAAGAAAUUGAAUGUUUCAGUUCUUGCUUUGAACAUCAAGUUUGGUUUCGACCGAAUUUUGAGUGACUUAGUUUACCAGCUUCACAAUGGACUUGCAAACAAUAUCACUCCUCAGGAAGUCGAUGAAAUUAAAGGCAUGAUUGUGAACUACUUUCAUGAAAGCCACAAGUCAGUUUUGAAAAUUACUGCGUUUUUCAAGAAAAACCCUCCUCAAACUGUCCACGAGAUGAACUUGAUCAACUUUGUGAAGAAUCACUCUUCGAGUUUUGUCGAUCGUGCCAUUAUGCUUCUUCACAAGAAAAUAUUGUUGAGUGACACAACCAAAGACUCACGGAAGGACCUCACUGUGAACGGCAAGCGUGAUGCUGAUUCGACCCUUUUGGAUGAAUCUGACUUUUUACCUAAAAAGCGGGAUGGAGUAUUGUCAUUGAGUCAAUUCGAGGAUACAUGUCGGCAGAAUUCAGGAAGCAAACAUUAUCAGCAACUUUGA